Arvicanthis niloticus (Nile rat) is the source of this 644-nucleotide messenger RNA. It is a transcript of the gene Fam229b, whose product is annotated as family with sequence similarity 229 member B. The record is from RefSeq and is a predicted model, not a curated record. Lineage: Eukaryota; Metazoa; Chordata; Mammalia; Rodentia; Muridae.
GAGCCCCGCCCAUGUUGUAGUGCCUGUCAUUCUCCAGAAGCCACACAACAGCAAGGAGCUGUAAGAAAGUCCUCACGAGUUUCAGCGAUCACUUCAGUCUGGAGUGAAUCAGAUGUGCCUGCUUCAUAGCCAGGCAGGAAGCUAUGUGAAGGAAUCUUCUGAUGUCAUAAUUCUGGGUGUCACUGGAACGUUUGAUCACCAUUCCUUUGGCAAGUCUAGCCUUCUAUGGAAAGUCAGUAGAAGCAAUUGAUUUAUUCACCUCUACAGGAAUCAGACUUGGCCUAUUUUGGAUUUCAGUGAAUUAUGCCUUUUCGGUUUGGGACCCAGCCAAGGAGGUUUCCAGUGGAAGGAGGAGACUCUUCAAUUGAGCUAGAAUCAGGCCUGAGCGCCAGUGCUUCCUGUAACGGGAAAGAGACGUCACCCAAUAGGCAGCUCCGAAGAUGCCCUGGAAGUCAUUGCCUGACAAUAACUGAUGUUCCCAUCACUGUCUAUGCAACCAUGAGAAAGCCACCUGUGCAAAGCAGCAAGGAAAUGCAUCCCAAAUAGCAUCAUCAAGUCUUCUGUGAGGGUUGACUAGGUCAAGGGUAACGGGCCAGGAUCAUCUCAUGGUCUGCCUGGUAAACAAAUAAAGGUGGUGGCACUAA